GUGUUUGACCUGCUAAACCGCAAAUCCAAGUUACGGGUCCUGGAGGACGGGAAGCAGCAGGUGCAGGUGGUGGGGCUGCAGGAGAGGGAGGUGAAGUGCACAGAGGACGUCCUCAAACUCAUCGAAGUGGGAAACAGCUGCAGGACUUCUGGUCAGACCUCAGCGAACGCUCACUCCUCCCGGAGCCACGCUGUGUUCCAGAUCAUUCUGCGUCGGCGGGGGAAGAUGCACGGAAAGUUCUCCCUCAUCGACCUGGCGGGGAACGAGAGAGGGGCGGACACUUCCAGCGCCGACCGCCAGACUCGCCUCGAAGGAGCUGAGAUCAACAAGAGCCUGCUGGCGCUGAAGGAGUGCAUUCGAGCUCUGGGCAGAAACAAACCUCACACUCCGUUUAGAGCCAGCAAGUUAACCCAAGUACUGCGGGACUCCUUUAUAGGAGAGAACUCCAGAACCUGCAUGAUUGCGACCAUCUCUCCUGGAAUGGCUUCGUGUGAAAACACCUUGAACACGCUGAGAUACGCCAACAGAGUAAAGGAGUUUGGGAUAAGUCCCUCAGACAUUCCCUUCUCCCAGAGCGGGGGCGGAGGGAGUCGCUCUGAGCUCUCCCCUUCCUACGAGGUGAAGGAGCUCACCGUCGACCCCGCGGCAGCGAUGGACGGCCGCCAGGGAGGACACGUGAACCAGCUGGAGGUGCUGGAGGCUCAGUGGGGAGUCGGGAGCUCGCCGCAGAGAGACGACCUGAAGCUGCUCUGUGAACAGAACGAGGAAGAAGUUUCACCGCAGCUCUUCACUUUCCACGAAGCCGUCUCUCAGCUGGUGGAGAUGGAGGAGCAGGUUCUGGAGGACCACAGGGCGGUGUUCCAGGAGUCGAUCCGCUGGCUGGAAGACGAGAAGGUGCUUUUGGAAAUGACGGAAGAGGUCGACUACGACGUCGAGUCGUUCGCAACUCAGCUAGAACAAAUCCUGGAUCAGAAGAUAGACAUUCUCACCGAGCUGAGAGACAAAGUCAAGUCUUUCCGUUCUGCACUCCAGGAAGAGGAGCAAGCCAGCCAACAGAUAACCCCGAAGAGGCCUCGCGCACUAUAAAACACAUAAAAUAUAAAAAGAUGUCUCACUGUAAUAUUGACCUGGCUUCACAAAGGUGAACCAACAAGAGCUGGUUGAGCUCAGCUGUGAUCUUACGACUUACUGUCUUUCUCUGUGCGUUCGUGGUCUCUCCUCAACCUCUUUGCUGUACAGGCUGCCGUCGCUACCCAUCAUGCAUCCGUCCACCUGUAAGAGCAGGCCGUCGUUGCUCUUCCAUCCUCCCGUGAAGUGAAUUUACAAGGUUUUUUUGUAUGUGUCACAAGUGCUUCAUAUUUUAAAAAAAAAAAGACAAAAAGGUGAAUAAUUAUUUGUUUUAAAAGACAUUUUUAUAGGGUCAAUCAUAGCUUAUCCUCACUUUGGCCAAUUUUAUAAACAACUUUUGCCAUUUUGUGCAAUAUUUGGAGAGUUUUCUUCCUGUUUCCUCCCCCUUGUUUCAGCUCUGGGGGGUGAACAGGGCACGUCGAGUUUGUGUGUAAAAUGAGCCAAUGUGUGUUUGUGUUGAUACUGUAUGUAAUAUAUGUUUGAUUGAGAGAACGCUUAAAAAACACAAAACUAACCUUGCAUUAUGUUAACUGACCUAACGGGGGCACUAUAAUCAUAAGCAACUGAUUUCAGAGUGUUCCAGUACAACAAUUACAGAAAGUCAUUUUUAAUCUGCCAAAAUAAACAAAAGGUUACUUCUU
Molecule: messenger RNA, 1769 nt
Organism: Morone saxatilis (striped sea-bass)
Lineage: Eukaryota; Metazoa; Chordata; Actinopteri; Moronidae
Product: kinesin-like protein KIF2A
Biological process (GO): microtubule-based movement
Molecular function (GO): microtubule motor activity; microtubule binding; ATP binding
Source: RefSeq, a predicted model, not a curated record